AUGCAAGAAUCACUGUCCUCUCUUGAGCGAUGUCGAAAGCCUGUGAUCGCCGCGAUUCACGGCGUGUGUGUAGGCGGCGGAGUGGACCUUGCGACGGCGUGCGACGUCCGUUUUGCGAGCGCUGACGCACGAUUCGCUGUGAAAGAGGUCGACUUGGCGAUCACUGCCGACCUCGGCACGUUGCAGCGCCUCCCGCGCCUCGUGGGCUACGGCAACGCCAUGCACCUCGCGCUCACGGCUCGAACAAUCGACGCGGAUGAGGCGCUGCGGCUGGGAUUGGUGCAGGGCGUGUUUCCCUCGCAGCGCGAGCUGAUGGCUCACGUGCAAGGCGUUGCGGAGGCGAUUGCUGGCAAGUCGCCGUUGGCAGUGGUGGGAACGAAGGCCGUGCUGCGACAUGCGCGCGAUCACAGCGUGGCAGAUGGGUUGGAAUUCGUGGCCACGUGGAACUCUGCUAUGCUUCUUUCAGACGAUCUUGCGGCCGCUGUGAAGGCCCUCGGGUCGCGCAAACAGGCGGUGCUAUGGACGUACCUGCGCAGCCCCCUGUGGGUGGCGGGGCUGGUGCUAUGGACGUACCUGCGCAGCCCCCUGUGGGUGGCGGGGCUAAUCGUUGACGUGGGCGGCGGGCUGCUCAUGCUGCAGGCCGUGGCCUCCGCUCCUGUGUCCAUAGUGCAGCCGGUGUCAACGUCCGGCCUGGCCCUCAUGGCGCUCUUCUCGCACCUCUACCUGCACGAGCCCAUGCGCCUCGCCGACUGGACCGGCAUUCUACUCUGCAUCCUCGGCACCGUCGCGGUGGGAGUGUCCUCCGAGGACCCCUUGCCAUCCGCCCCGCCGCCUCAGCUCUCCCUGCGCCAUCUCAUGGCCUUUGUCUUCUGGGUCGUUCUGCUCCUGGUAGUGCUAGAAUGGUGUGCCACAGCAAGCAAGGCCAAGCGAAAGAUCAAGGACCCUCCUCUCCCCUGUGGUGCGCUAGGAGCGGAUGUGGUGGAGGAGCUAGCAGCAGGGACCCAAGCCGGGGCCUUCUUUGGGCUGUCAGCAGCAGCAGUGAAGACAGGCAUGCUGCUGGCCACAGGAGGCCCGCCCGUCUUUGCUCUCCUUGGGAUUGCCGUCGGCGUCAGUCUCAGCAGCUUCGGGUUUUUCUGCCAGACGCGGGGUUUCAAGGAGGGGCGAGCAGUGGUGGUGUCCACAUGUGCGGCUGUAGCAGCCAUGCUCACGGCUGUAGCAGCAGGCAUGGCAGGCCUGGGGGAGGACCUCCCUGCCAGUGCACCCCUGCGCAUGUGGCGCUUCCUCGGCUGGGGCUUGAUUCUCUUUGGGAUUGUACUGCUAGUGGCAGCCAAGCCUCCUGACCUUGUGGGCCUAGCCAAAGCGGACGCAGCCCGCCGCAAACCUCUGCACCCCUCUCCCCGCGCACCCAACCGCUCCACUUCGCCCAGUGGGCUCUCGAUAGGCAUUGCAGCUGGUUUUCCUAGAAACCCCACUCUCUUCCUGCCCCACUCUCUUCCUGCCCCACUCUCUUCCUGCCCCACUCUCUUCCUGCCCCACUCUCUUCCUGCCCCACUCUCUUCCUGCCCCACUCUCUUCCUGCCCCACUCUCUUCCUGCCCCACUCUCUUCCUGCCCCACUCUCUUCCUGCCCCUCUCUCUUCCUGCCCCUCUCUCUUCCUGCCCCUCUCUCUUCCUGCCCCUCUCUCUUCCUGCCUCUCUCGGCCCAUCCGCGCUCCCCCGUUCCCCCCCUGCGCCGAAAAUGCUGCUGGUGGGCGACUCCAUGAUGUCCAACUUCCAUGAGGCGCUGCUGUGCGCCAUUCACACGGGCGGGUUCAGCGGCCAGCCGUACACGGUGGACAUCGGCAUGUCGAGCGGCAUCAAGGGCAUGCGCUUCCCGGCCUUCUCCUUCUCCCUCGAGUACUACAACUCGCAGUACAUCGUCUACUCCAAGCGCCAGACCACCGUCUCCGCCAAGCGCGGCGGCCACGCAUUCGAAGUCAAUGUUGAUAAGAUGGACCCGGGGUUGGAGUCCGUUCUUGGGAAGUACGACGUUGUGGUCUUUGCCUCAGGGGUCUGGUGGCUGCAGAACGUCCCGCGCCGCACGCAGCCAAAUAUUUUCCUCGUGAACGGGCAGGAGCGGAACCUUUCGAAUAUUGCCGCGCACCAAUGGGGGCUCUCCACCGUGGUCAACUCCAUCAAAAACUCGAAUUUCCGCGGCGUGCCAAUGUUUCUCUCGUUCUCGCCGAACCACUCAGGUGCAAAAGGGAAUCCGCAGAAAGGAGUGAUGCUUGGGAGGGGGACCCAUGCAGGCUGGGUUGGGGCCUGUGGAGCCUGGUAUCCCAUCAGCAGCACGAAAAAGUACUCAUAUUCUGUCGAUACUGCGAACGAGUACAGGGAUGCGCAGAAGUCUACACUCUCUGGUACACCCAUUCGGUUUAUCCAGCUAACUGAUUUGAGUUCGGUGCGACCCGAUGGGCACUUAGGCCCUUGGCACGAGCAGAGGGAGAACAAGGGCAGCAAGUCUCCUGGAGGGCAAGGGGAAUCGCCGUUCAGUGGGGACUGUACGCACUGGUGCUUGCCGGGGGUUCCCGACACUUGGGUUGAUAUGCUCUACACCCACCUGCUCCUGGAGCCAUCGAUCUUCUAG
This is a messenger RNA of Closterium sp. Naga37s-1, 2625 nucleotides long. The record is from the annotation of a GenBank genome assembly. Lineage: Eukaryota; Viridiplantae; Streptophyta; Zygnematophyceae; Desmidiales; Closteriaceae.